Molecule: messenger RNA, 1035 nt
Organism: Vicia villosa (hairy vetch)
Lineage: Eukaryota; Viridiplantae; Streptophyta; Magnoliopsida; Fabales; Fabaceae
Exons: 1
Coding region: 1-1035 (344 amino acids)
Molecular function (GO): catalytic activity
Source: RefSeq, a predicted model, not a curated record
AUGAAAACCAUCAGUUGGAACUGCAGAGGGUUGGGGAGCCCUCGUGCAGUUCGAAGCCUUGCGAGGCUUCUCAAGGUAGAAAAUCCCCAUCUUGUUUUUCUUAUGGAAACAAGAUUAAAGAAGGAAGAGAUGUUAAAACUGAAAAGAAAAUUUAAGUUCAAUUCUGAUGUUUCUGUUGACUGUAGUGGUGCUGGGAGGGAUAGAGCCGGUGGCUUAUGCUUGUGGUGGAAUGACGACUUGGACAUCAACAUCACUUCUUAUUCCCAAAAUCAUAUAGCAGGUAAGUGCCUUAAUGAGGAUGAAGACGAUGCCUGGUUCUUUGCAGGGAUUUAUGGUUAUCCUGAUGAAGCUAGGAAAAUGGAAACUUGGAACCUGAUUCAUGCCCUAAAAGAAGAAGGGGGUUCAAAAACUAUUUUCUUUGGUGAUCUAAAUGAUACUAUUUCUGAAGCCGAUAAGGUGGGGGGAAUCAACAGAACUGUGUCACAGCUUCAGAGGGGCAGAAAUACUAUGGCUACAUGUGGAUUGCAGGAAGUGUCUUUCGAAGGAUAUCCUUUCACGUGGACGAACGGGAGAGUUGGGAGUGAAAAUAUCCAAUGCAGACUUGAUAAAAGCUUGACCUCGUUUGAGUUUAUGCAGAGUUUCCCUCUCACAAGAGUUUUCCAUCUCGAACGUUAUGGCUCCGACCAUGCUGCACUGCGAAUUGUCAUACAACGAGAAGAAGAGACCGGCAAACAGAGACACUUGUUCCGGUUCGAGGAAGCCUGGACCAAGGAGGGGCGAUGUGGGGAUUUAAUAAAGCUUUUAUGUAGAAGAAACUCAGGACCUCUUCCUAAACGGCUCAGAUCUAUGCAGGAGCUUAAUUAUGAAUUCAAGGACCUGCGGACUAAUAAUAUAAGAAAAGAGAUUCUUCGGCUCGAGGAACUCAUCAAAGCGGAUAAACGAUGGUCAGGGGAUCCUGUGGAAAUUCAGGAGUAUAAAGCAAUUGAAAUUCAAAGAGAUAGGCUGCUGAAAGUUGAGGAGACCCUAUGGAGAUAG